GGAACCUACAGAAGACGUCAUGUUCGCCACGCUCACAGCCCUGCUCUGCCUUGGGCUGAGUGUGGGACUGAGGACCCCAGAAGAGGCAGGAAUCUACAGAAAACCCUCCCUCUCAGCCCUGCCGAGCCCUGUGGUGACCUCAGGAGGGUUUGUGACCCUCCGGUGUAUCUCAUGGCAGGGAUUUGACAGGUUCAUUCUGACUAAGGAAGGAGCACACAGGCCCUCGUGGACUUUGGACUCACAGCAACGCCACAAUGGGCAGUUCCAGGCCCUAUUUCCUGUGGGCCCUGUCACCCCAAGUUACAGUUGGACAUUCAGAUGCUGUGGCUGUUACAGGUAUAUCCACCAGCAGUGCUCAGAACCCAGUGAUCCCGUGGAGCUCCUGGUUCCUGGUGUGUCUGGGAAGCCCUCCCUCCUGAGCCAGCAGGGCUCUAUCAUGACCUUUGGACAGAACUUGACUCUCCAGUGUCUCUCUGACAUCAGCUAUGACAGAUUCGCUCUGUCCAAGGAGGGAGGACAUAACCUCCCCCAGCGCCUCAGUGAACGGCCCCAGACUGGAUGUUCUCAAGCUGAUUUCCUCCUGGGCCGUGUGAGCUUGUCCCAUGGGGGCCGGUACAGAUGCUAUGGUGGACACAAGUUCUCCUCCAAGUGGUCAACCCCCAGCGACCCCCUGGACAUCCUGGUGGCAGGAGUACUCCCUGACACACCCUCCCUCUCGGUGCAGCCAGGACCCACAGUAGCUGCAGGAGAGAACGUGACCCUGCUGUGUCAGACACGGAGCCAGAGGGACAUUUUAUUUCUGUCCAAGGAGGGGACAAUGGUUUCCCCCCUGCGUCUUAGAUCAAAGUACCAAGCUCAGCAGUACCAGGCCCAAUUCUCCAUGAGUCCUGUGACCUCAGCACAUGGGGGGACCUACAGGUGUUACAGCUCAUUCAGCACCUCCCCUUACAAGUUGUCACACCCCAGUGACGCUCUGGAGCUCAUGGUCUCAGGACCCUCAGGGGACCCCACCUCCCCACCCCCAGGGCUCAAGGUAACAUCUGGUGAGUCACAGGGGCCUCUGUCCAGAGAGCUCACAGUUUCUCCAGGCCUGUCUCUCGAGACUCAGCUGACCUGACUCCUAGUCCCUCUCUCAGCACAGCUUGUCUCCAGGGGCUGGGAGUCAGGCAGAGAUGGGGGGUCCACAGGGCUCCAGGGCUGUGAGGCUGGUGGAUGGUGGGUGGGGUGGUCACGGCAGAGGGAGAUGUUGGGUCUCAGCCUUGGAGAGGCUCAGCCGUGUGAAAUGGAGAGAAGUGCCCCCCUCACCCCCAAUCCUGAUCCCCAGGAGGCUCUGAGGAUCAAUUCUCCACAACGGAGUCAGGCCAGUGGAAGGGUGUCCAAGGUCUCAAACCGUACCAGAAUGUUCUGAUUGGGAUCUCGGUGGCCUUCGUCCUGCUGCUCUUCCUCUUCGUUCUCCUCCUCAUCCGACAUCGACAACAGGGCAAA
Messenger RNA from Equus caballus (horse), 1485 nucleotides. Lineage: Eukaryota; Metazoa; Chordata; Mammalia; Perissodactyla; Equidae. The record is from RefSeq and is a predicted model, not a curated record.